Ostrinia nubilalis (European corn borer) is the source of this 1021-nucleotide messenger RNA. RefSeq names its product aminoacyl tRNA synthase complex-interacting multifunctional protein 2-like. The coding region runs from base 130 to 1014 and encodes 294 amino acids. The record is from RefSeq and is a predicted model, not a curated record. The transcript is spliced from 5 exons. Lineage: Eukaryota; Metazoa; Arthropoda; Insecta; Lepidoptera; Crambidae. Gene Ontology annotation, cellular component: aminoacyl-tRNA synthetase multienzyme complex.
AUUCAUUCAUUCAAUGAUAAAAAAAUCCAUGAGUCUGCGGCACCUGCGGCUCUACUAAAAUAGGAUUUUUCCGAUUUGAAAAAUAGUUUUCCUUCGAGUGUGCAUACUCAUCAACACGUAUUCACGAUAAUGAUGUAUCGUAUGAAGAAAAUAAUUUCACACGAUGAAGUAAUAGAGUUACCGAAGUGUAUGUACCAUGUAAAAAAUCCAAACGAAGCUUUGCGGACGAGCGAAAUCGAUAUCAAUAUCAGUGACCAGGUUAUCAAACUUCUUAAGGCACCUAAUAUAAAAAUGACUGAGUUGGAACAUCGACAAGAUGUCCUUUUGAAGAAACUGGAUGUCCUUUAUGAAAGAAUAAAGACUAUUAGUUCAAUAUGCACAUUCACAGAUACACCAGCUCAUGCUAAAACUGGAGCUCAGGUUAUUCCUAUGCCAGAAGAAGUGGUGUUGAAUAUCAACCCAGACAGUCUGCCAUGGUAUUUGAAUGUUUUUCUAAAGGACUCUCCAACUGUUGCUAGUUUAAGUUGGCAUAUUCAUUCUUCAGUACCUAAUGAAAAAGUUGCAAAGAUAAAGGCAUUUGUGAAGAACUUAAAAAGUGCAACUGAUUCUUCAAAAAUUAAUUUGAGGCUGAUAUUUAAGUCUGUUUCAGCUGAUCCUGAAUUGAAGUUAUCUACACUUGCAGUCCCAAUUAUAGGCAAUGUUAAUAUACUAAGGUACCUGUGUCUAGUGUAUCCAACUGUUCUUCCUUAUGACUAUAAAGAUUAUAAUAUGGAGGGAUUAUUGGAUCUCUGCCAUUUGCUUGAGAAAACACCAGAGAAGAACAAAGAAGCUAUUAUACUAAAAAUAUUUGCUCAAUCAAAGGGCUGGAUUUGUAAUGGACAACUUUCUAUCGUUGAUAUAGCUGUCUAUAAUGUUAUCAAGCAGUUACGAAGUCGGCCUAAAUCUGUGCCAAAGGAUUGGUUUGAUAAGUGUGAAAAGCUAUAUGUAUGUAAGUCUGAAAAUAAAGUUAAAUAAACUAUAA